GGAACGGGCUGUGGGUCAUCCAUACCGCGGUCUAUAUCAUACAAGGCCGCAACCCAUGGCCAUACCGGCCUGAAGCGGGAAGCUUAACACCUCAAUCAUAAUGGACAGCUCAAGUUCUAUUGAUGGAGUAUCGAUUGGUACGGUGCCUGUACGGGUACACCGUGGCGACUCGUUCAUCGCCAGUCACCCCAAGGUCGGUCAGCUGCCUAGCCCAACCACUGUAACCCCCAUCCGUUCAGCCAUGAUCUCACCCCAACAAGCUCUCCCUUCCCCCAACCAUAUUGUGAAUGACCCGCACUGUGUCAUACCUACGGCACCCCACGAUACUGCACUGCACUAUUUGUACCCAUAAUUGUCUUUUUUGUUCCACCUGCCGCACCCCGCACUUUCUUGUCUCCUUCCUUCCAUCCGUCCCUCCAACUGUUGCCUUCAUACGAGUGCUCGCUUGACUUGUUGGUCGAGCCAAACGAUACCUGAGUUGUCAACUCCUACCGAACCGUGAUCCGCGGUUCUGACGUCGGCAUUUGCUUCAGUAUCCCCCUUCUUUCUUUCUCUCUUGCCUGCACAAACACACACACACACAUACACAUACACUUCCGCAAUUUUCUACUCGUACGGUUGCUUGCGGUUACGACUACGACGUUGUCACCUGGGCCUCGAUCGAGCUCUGGCCUGCUCUGUCCAACAACCCACCCCGCCACCCCACCAACACAUCCAACGGGCAAUCAAAGGAUAGAAAGGUAGACGAGCAUACGCCACAUUACCUACCUGCCACCCGAGACUUGUAAGGGAAGGAAAGCAGGCAGGAAGGAUUCUUGUUUUUUUACGGAAUCGGAUAGAUUUACUCUUGUCGUCAUCACUGGCUAGGGAGUCGGCUUGAAAUUGAGGUGUCAGUCAUGGCUGAUCCGACGAUUAAGGUGUACGAUAAACCUCCCUCUUUUCCCCACCUAUUGUGCAAUGGAUGGAAUGGGAGGACGUUAACGAGGGUGAGUGAUUGGGUUCGAUACAAUACAGACUCCUCAUAGGUCCCUCCAGCUCCGGCAAGACGGCACUACUAUUGCGAUAUGUCGAGGAUAUCUUUGAUACGGAUAAUGCGACGGCGACAAUUGGGGUUGACUUUAAGGUUCCUCCCUCUCUCUCCCUUCCUUCCUUCCUCCAUCUCUUCAUCUCCCGCCCAUCCCGCUGCGGACGCAGACAAGCAGGUGGCUAAUGCGAUGACAUGGCAUGAUGUGAUAUGUAACGCAGGUCAAGAAACUCUCCGUAAAGGGAAAGCCCCAUCGAGUCCUCCUCUUCGACACCGCCGGCCAAGGUUUCUUCCCUUCCCUUCCCCCACAUCUCCACCCACCCACUAGCUAACGCCCUCCCCGCACAGAGCGCUUCCGAACCUUGACAAGCUCCUACUACCGCAACGCUCAAGGCGUGCUCCUGGUCUACGACAUCUCCAACCGCGAAACCUUCACAACAAUGGAGUACUGGUUUAAGGAGGUGGAGAAAUACGCCCCUCCGAACGCCAUAAAGUGUCUCGUUGGCAGCAAGCUCGACAAGUCCACCUCCUCGCGCAUCGUCAAGACCGAGGAAGGGCAGGCACUGGCGGACCGCUACGGCGCCGGCUUCUACGAGGUCUCGUCCAAGACGAGGGAGAACGUCAAGGAACCGUUCGUCGACACCGUCACCAGGAUUGUGGAGACGCCGGAGUUGAUGAAUGGCGGCGUGGGCGCCAGGAGGGCUAUAGCGACCGCUGCGUCGUCUACGCCUGUAGCUACGCUCAGUCUAGACUCGCCGCCAAAGAAGGCUGGGUGUUGCUAGGUUGGUGGGGGAGGUGGUUGGUUGUUGGGUUGGCAUUCUAGAGGUGCUUGGGAGUUGGGUCGAUUGGUAUAUUUGCUGUAUUGGGCUACUUUUUUUUUUUCCUCUUUUAUACUUUUUUCUUUACAUUUUUUUUUUCCCAUCAUUUGCCUUUUCCCCGAUUGAUGAUGACGGAUGGGAUGACUACGAUCUUGUGACACUCGUUUCCUGUACUAGUAUACCCUGCUUUUAUAGAUCUUUCAUCCACUACAGUUGGUAUGGU
This is a messenger RNA of Tuber aestivum (summer truffle), 2065 nucleotides long. The record is from the annotation of a GenBank genome assembly. Lineage: Eukaryota; Fungi; Ascomycota; Pezizomycetes; Pezizales; Tuberaceae.